This is a messenger RNA of Vigna angularis (adzuki bean), 1313 nucleotides long. RefSeq names its product putative F-box/FBD/LRR-repeat protein At5g56810. Lineage: Eukaryota; Viridiplantae; Streptophyta; Magnoliopsida; Fabales; Fabaceae. The coding region runs from base 297 to 1313 and encodes 338 amino acids. The record is from RefSeq and is a predicted model, not a curated record. Gene Ontology annotation, molecular function: protein binding. The transcript has a single exon.
AUAUUAAAAGAAUAAUUGCUACACUAAUUUGUAUUAAACAUUUUGUAGGUCGGAAAACAGAAGAAAUAUUCUCUUAAAAAAAUACAGUGAAUUUAAACAGAAUUAUCUCUAACAACACGUUGAAAAUCUUAAAAGAAGAUAUUAUUUCAAAUUACCUUAAUAUAAACGGAGGAAAGUGCUUUCAGUUUCCUUUGAAUCUUGGGAAAUAGACUGAGUGUACAAAAAACCUGCCAUUCUUUAGGGAGUUUAUAUAGGUAAGGUAUAUCACGAAUCUAACACCUUUUGUCCUUUCAUCCAUGGAAGAAGAAAAAGAAAGCAUGGCAGAGUUGAAGCCACAAACCAAGAAGAAACAGAAUACCAGAAGAGAGAAAGAUAAGAUGGACUUCCUCAGUGAGUUGUCUGACGAUGUUCUUCUCCACAUUAUGCAUUUCAUGGACACAACUACAGCAGUUCGAACGUCUCUCUUAUCCAAACGAUGGAACAAAGUUUGGAAAUGUCUCACCACUCUCUGUUUCAAACGCAGCGACUUCAAAACUCUCGACAGCUACGACCAAUUUGUCUACCAUGUUGUCUCCAAGAGAGACACUUCCAUUAGUUUGCAUCGUCUUGAUCUAGAAGCAUGCACCGUAACACAAGAGCUUCUCAACCAUAUCACUCCUCUUCUGCAUUACGUGCCAAAUUUGAGCAUCUAUCUCGAUUACUUUUCUCCAAAAGAGUUUUAUCAUUCCAUACCUGUCAUCUUUUCUUCACCCUCUCUCACAUCUCUCACUCUUUCAUGUACUCUUGGUAUCUUGAAACUUCCACAAUCUCUAGAACUACCUUCGCUCAGAACCUUGAAUCUCACAAAUGUCACUUUCACCGCAAGGGACGGUGAUGAGUGCGCCGAACCCUUUUCAUCCUGUUUUUUGUUGAACAGUUUGGUCCUUCUGGGGUGUUCUUUGAGCAACCCUGCCAAAGUCCUCAGCAUAUCAAAUCCCAAUCUUUCUCGUUUCACCACGAUAAGGUACUCCGAAGUGAAGUACAAGAUUGUGCUUUCUGCCCCGAAUCUCACCCAUCUCGAUAUCAGAAGUUCGAUAGCCUGUCAUGAGGUCUCCUCCACGUGUGACUUUGCCCUUCUUGAAGAAGCCGUCAUUGAGAACUCUGUUUGUCCUUUAAUCGUUUUAAGGUUGCUGAAAAUGUUGUCCUAUGUAAAGAUAGUAACAUUCUCUUAUCCUGUCACAUACUACUUGUUUCGAGAACCGUUCCUCCACACUUUUCGUGUUCCUCCAGACUUUUCGUUAAUUCUUUUCGUCUUACACGAGUCUCUCUCAUAA